GCUAUUUAGUAUUUACAGCCUUUUUGCAGGGUGCAAAGUGUACAAUAUCCUAAAAGAUUUUAGCAAAUAAAUUAUCAUGAUACAAUCUUCCAAGUUCAUAUCUAUCAGAAUCAGUAAUUGAUGCAUCAUCUAAUGUGGUCAAAUUACUUAACUAUCAUUGUUGUUUGCCAAAUUAGUGGUACAUUUGUUUUUUUAGAUGAUUAAUACCUCUAGAAAACACAAAAUCAGACAAAAUUUAGUAUUUAUGCAACCUAUAAUCUAAAAAUAAAGAUUAGUUUACAAGAAAAUAAUUUGAUACCCUUCAAUGAAAGAUAACCCAUAAGUUGAUACACAGAAGCUCAUAACACAAUCACAUAAGAACUUUUCUUCAUAAAUGUUGCCUUCAUAAAUCAUUAGUAUUAUUGUGAACAACAAUAUAACGCUCAUACUCAAGUAGUCAAGUGGGUUCCUUUUAACUUCAAAAGUGAUAUAAAUUCUUAAAACUUGAAGAAAAUCUAGUUGCAUUAGUUUCGUCAUAGAUACUAAAAAGAAAAGUGUUGGUAAAUUUGUGGCAGAAGUCACAAAACCCUUAGCGAUUUUUGAUAGUAAAACUUCUAGGUUUUGAUUUUAGAAGUCCAUGUGUGUAUCUUCAAAUUGAAAAAGGAUGUAGAGAGUAAAUUGUUCUCGACGCAGAUCUGCAGUCGAACAAAAACACUUGUUGUCCCCAACUAUUGAACCCUAAUUUUGAAAAAGAAAGGGGAGAAAAAGAACCACAAACGUUGCACCGUUGAAACCUUGAUACAUACAAUUAAUCACUCCAUUCCUAUUUUUCAAAUUACAAUUUCACAAAUGAACCAACAGUAAGAGGGCAUUAAGUUUAUCGAGAAAAACAAGUAAUUCGUUACUACAAAAGUGGAAGAAAUUCGUAGGAUUUAGUGUAAUUGUGUGUGGCAUGAAGGGAAUGUUACCAAGGCACAGCUCUGAAGAAGAGGGGUGUUGGCGAAUUGAUGGAGAUAUCAGUGAAGCAUUUCGUCGAACGAUUGGCCGGCCAUUGAAACAAUAAGACAUGGGUACCUCACAAAAGGACACAAAUCAUCCGUAUUCAAUGCAAACCGAAUAAACAAUUCUUAUCAUCAUUUCAAACAAUGGUUAUGAAGAAGUUUGAAGAAACAAUAGCAGCAAAAGAUUCAACCGAAAAUGGGAAUUCAUCAUCUUUAAUGGAAGAAAUUUCAAACAAAAAGCAACGAAUUGAAGGACCUUUUGUGAUGCCACUUAUAUCAAUUCCUAAACUUGAAGAACAAAGUUCAAAUGCAUCGAUAGUUUUAUCUGGAACUGCUAAAAAAGGCGAAAUCGGACCACCUUUAGGAACAGUGGAUAUCGGUGUAAGCAAAAGCGCGUAUUUUUUUCAAGUUGCACUACCUGGUGUCAAGAAAGAUCCUGUUUACCAUUUUGAUCUCGCAGGUCAAUUUAGCUGUGAGAUUGAACGGGGCGGGAUGGUUCAUGUGAGAGGAGAAACAUCAACAGGUGGGAAAACCGUAACGAGACAUUCACGGGUUUUUGAAAUGAAAUUUCAACAGCAAUCGCCACCUGGACAGUUUUCUUUGUCUUUUAGUCUACCUGGACCUGUGGACCCCAGGCUGUUUUAUCCUAAUUUUAGAUCAGAUGGCAUCUUUGAAGCUAUUGUUAUGAAAUGCGAAGAGUAAAGUUUGUGUGGACUAUUUUACCCUUUUCAAUUAAGCACUUGUAUUGUACAGGGAUGAAGAUGAUGUUUGUUGUUUGGGAUAGGCUGAAGGUUGUAGCUAUUUCUAAACUGUUUUGAGGGGAACUUGUUUUUUACUUAAUGGGCUUAAAAAUAUUAAUCAUAUAUAAGACACUUGUUUUGAACAAA
Lactuca sativa (garden lettuce) is the source of this 1867-nucleotide messenger RNA. NCBI's taxonomy places the organism in Eukaryota, Viridiplantae, Streptophyta, Magnoliopsida, Asterales, Asteraceae. The record is from RefSeq and is a predicted model, not a curated record.